CGACCCAGGGCAGCAUCGCCAGCCACUCGCCCACGGCGAAACAGCGUCAUCAAAUUCUCACGCCGCGAUGAGCCGACAGCACUCCUGCCCACGUCGCCAUCUUCUGUCGUGGCCCGCGCCCAGCGAACAGGCCCGUUUCAAGAUGACGCCCUCGCGGCGCCACGAGAGGCCAACCUCGACGCCAGCUUGGCGAAACAGCCCGAGCCCUCAACGGCCUGAAUCGCUAUCGAUACCAUCUCCAUCGUAUCUAGGCCCCAAAGAUCCAGGCCUUUGCCAGGAACAGGCCAGGGGACUACUCCUCCUUCUUCAACUCCUGUCUGCCCACCUGCGACACCUCUCCUCUCCGUCCAUCACCACUCGCUCCCUUCUCUCCCCUCUCCCUCCUGCACUGCACUCCAAACCCUCCUGCUCCCUUCACCCACCCGCACGCCUCCACGCACCUGAAACCCCUGGCUGAACCCAGCCGGCCAAACUUCCGAGCCUGCAGCGCCCCCUGCAGCGAUCCCGCCUGCCAACCCUCACGCUCCCCCUUC
Mytilinidion resinicola is the source of this 533-nucleotide messenger RNA. RefSeq lists its product as uncharacterized. Bases 68 to 457 code for a protein of 129 amino acids. Lineage: Eukaryota; Fungi; Ascomycota; Dothideomycetes; Mytilinidiales; Mytilinidiaceae. The transcript has a single exon. The record is from RefSeq and is a predicted model, not a curated record.